UUGGCGGCAUUGGCAAUUGGCAUUGCGGCAACUGGAAAUUAAGAACUGUUUGUUUUUAAUCAAAAUCAAUUAAAUAAUAAUAUUAAAUUGGCAUUGUGUGUAUGUGUAUAAAUAAUUUUUAAUUCAAGUUUUAGUGAACAAUAUAAUAUAGAAAAAUGCGCAGAGAUGAAAAAUUUUCUGAUAAUGGAUUUGAAGCUUGGGGUGGAUAUAUGCAAGCUAAAAUUACAAAACUGGAAGAGCAGUUUUCAUCGGGGAUUGGAAAAGCUGAUAAUCGACUAACAAACAUUUUCAAUGGAAUAAGUAUCUAUGUUAACGGCUUCACUAUACCAUCAGCAGAUGAGUUGAAAGAGUUAAUGGCAAAACAUGGUGGUGUUUACCACACGUAUCAAAGAAGCGAUGAUUUUGUUAUUGCUUCGAAUUUACCUGAUACCAAGGUUAAAAAUAUGUCGCUAGCUAGAGUAGUUAAGCCCGAAUGGAUAACAGCGAGCAUAACAGCCAAUCGUUUGUUGGAUUAUAAGGAUUACUUACUUUAUAGGAAUUCUAAAACACAACCAAAGUUAAACUUUACUCAUACAAGUAGAACAGACUCCUUUAAUGUUCAUGUUAACUGUGAGAGAAAAGAAAGCGUCAAGGUAAAAGAAACCAGCCCCAGUGAUGGUUAUCAAAAAGGUGUUGCUCGAGACAAUCACUCAAACACCCUAAAUGAACCAGAAUUCCAGAAAAACCAACCAACUAAAACUGCUGCCGAUCCAAAUUUUAUAUCCGAAUUUUACAAUAAUUCAAGGUUGCACCAUAUUUCACAGCUCGGGGCAUGUUUCAAACAGUAUGUCAAUGAUCUUAGAGAUGAAAGUAACUUUGAAUUUCCAGCUCGUAAUGAUUUGAAAUCAAGAAUAUUGGCAAUAGACAGCGUUACGAACCAUUCAAGUGCUGCAUGUAAUCAUCUAAAAACAAUUAUGCAUAUUGAUAUGGAUUGUUUCUUUGUCUCUGUUGGAUUGCGUAAUAAACCAGAGCUCAGGGGAAAACCUGUUGCUGUUACACAUUCUAAGGGUGGACAGCCACGGACAAAAAGACCUGGUGUAGAUAGAGCAACAGAAUUUAAUUUAUAUAAACAAAAGCAGUUUAAUAAAAUAAGUAAAGCAACUGGAAUAGCUGAAGGUUUUGAAUUGAAGACGAGAGUUGACAAUAUCACAGAUGAGGAUGAUAAGUUUGGAUCGAUGAGUGAAAUUGCUUCAUGUUCCUAUGAGGCAAGAGCCAAAGGAGUCAAAAAUGGGAUGUUUAUGGGGGAAGCUUUAAAACUUUGCCCUGACCUGUUAACAAUCCAAUAUGACUUUGAGGGCUAUAAGGAAGUUGCAUACACAUUAUACAACACUAUAUCUCAAUACACAUUAGACAUAGAGGCUGUGUCCUGUGAUGAGAUGUAUGUAGAUUGCACUGAACUUUUAAAAACAUUAAAUGUUAGCGUUCAUGAUUUUGCCUUUGCUUUAAGAGAAGAAAUCAAAAAUAAAACAGGAUGUCCAUGCUCAACUGGGUUUGGCGGCAAUCGUUUGCAGGCAAGACUAGCCACUAAGCAAGCUAAACCAGAUGGACAGUUCUUUCUGACACCUGAUCUUGUUGAUGAGUUUAUGUUUAACAUUAAUCUUAGAGAUCUACCUGGAGUUGGAAGGCAGAUAUCACAGAAACUAGAGUCUUUAGGACAUGUUACUUGUGGAUCACUUCAAAUUCUAUCACUUGCAUCUCUUCAAAACCAUUUAGGCAAUAAAACUGGCUCACAAUUGUAUGAUCAGUGUAGAGGAUGUGACGCACAUCCAUUAACAUUUCAUACAGUUAGAAAAUCAGUGUCUGCUGAAGUAAAUUAUGGUAUCCGUUUUGAGAAUAAUGAGCAGUGUGAAGAAUUUUUAAAACAACUUUCAGCUGAGGUUCAUUCUAGGAUGUUACAAUUUAAAGUAAUGGGUAAAUGUAUUACUUUGAAGCUUCUGGUGAGAGCUAAAGAUGCCCCAGUAGAAACUGCUAAGUUUAUGGGCCAUGGAUUCUGUGAUCCCAUCAAUAAAUCUACAACAUUGCAGAAUGCAACAAAUGAUAUAAACAUAAUAACUAAAGAAGUCAUUGCUAUAUGUAAGAAACAAAAUAUAGACCCAAAAGAGCUGAGAGGUAUUGGAAUACAAAUAACAAAAUUGGAUUCAAUAAGCAAUAAACAAGUCUCUGGACCUAUUAGUAAAUUUUUCAAAAGCAAAGCUAUUAGACCUGAACCACAACAAAACAAACCAGAAUCAUUUGAUAAUGUUCAAAAUGUUUUAAGAACAGAUCAAAGAACAAAUACAAUUCCAUCAACACCUAAGAAAAAUAAAGUCACACAGUCUGAAUCUAAAUCUCCAAUUUUAGGGACAUCAAAAUAUAAUCUACCGAAGAAAAGAGGUAGACCAAGUAAAUCUGUAAAGCCAGAGGUAUCCACAUCAAAAAAUGUAAUGACUAAAUUUCUUCAAGGCGAAAGUGUUUCACAUGACAUUUGUGUUAAAAAAGAGCCAGUUAAAGAAAAUGUCCCAAAAGAAACGUGUACUAAAAUUGAACCAAAACCAGGUUUACUUAACUUGCCAUGGGAAAAAGUGAGAGAAUUACUGAGAGCAUGGUUCGACAGUGGUCAGACACCAAAACCUUGGGAUGUUGAUUUGAUUGUAGAGUAUCUCAGAGAAAUGGUUACCAGUAAAAACAUAGAUAAAGUAUAUAUUUUGGUCAAUUUUAUUAAGAGAAAAAUAACUGAAAUGAAAAAUGACAACUGGAAUCAUGUUGUAAAUUGUGUUGUGGAAGAAGUACAAAAUGCUAUGCUGGCUGUUUAUGGUAAAAAGUUAUUAAUAAAUGAUUUUUAAAAUGUUGAGAUAA
Messenger RNA from Bicyclus anynana (squinting bush brown), 2874 nucleotides. It is a transcript of the gene Rev1, whose product is annotated as DNA repair protein REV1. Gene Ontology annotation, biological process: error-free translesion synthesis; error-prone translesion synthesis. Bases 156 to 2861 code for a protein of 901 amino acids. Gene Ontology annotation, molecular function: damaged DNA binding; DNA-directed DNA polymerase activity; deoxycytidyl transferase activity. The record is from RefSeq and is a predicted model, not a curated record. Lineage: Eukaryota; Metazoa; Arthropoda; Insecta; Lepidoptera; Nymphalidae. Gene Ontology annotation, cellular component: nucleus. The transcript has a single exon.